Drosophila mojavensis is the source of this 1005-nucleotide messenger RNA. RefSeq names its product gustatory receptor for sugar taste 61a. Gene Ontology annotation, biological process: sensory perception of sweet taste; detection of chemical stimulus involved in sensory perception of taste. Bases 491 to 955 code for a protein of 154 amino acids. Gene Ontology annotation, molecular function: sweet taste receptor activity. The record is from RefSeq and is a predicted model, not a curated record. The transcript is spliced from 3 exons. Lineage: Eukaryota; Metazoa; Arthropoda; Insecta; Diptera; Drosophilidae. Gene Ontology annotation, cellular component: membrane.
UUAGCCAUGGUGGACUUUAUACAAAAAUAUAUUUAUAUUAUUAACCAAUCAGAUCCACCAUUCAUCAUUCAUGUCCGUCCGUCUGAAUGUCUGUUCGCCUAUAUGAACGCAACGAUUUCAUAGACCAAAACACUAGAGUCUUGACAUUAAAUAAUAAUCUUCUUAUAGGAAAUUCGAUAAGUCUUAGAAUCGAUAAAAAUCGAUACUUUGAUUUCAAUGAAUGUUCUGAAUGUUCGCUUUAAGAGCAUUAGAGCUGGAGACUUUAUUGUACAGGGUCCUCCCUUAUUUUGUAUAUUUCUGGGGCUGGCUGGCUUUUAACUUCUCAAACAAAUUCAAAUACUAGAGACUUGUUGACAGCAUCAGGGUUCAGGGUCACUCCUACUUGGGCAGUUACGGCUAGAACAAUCUUGUUACAUCUUUCAUUUUGCUGUCCCACUGUAAAUUGUCUUUCUCUCAGUAUGUGCCUGAUGCCGAAUGGCAUGAAAUACGCAUGCAUCACAUUCUCUUGUGUGAGCUCAUGGAUUUGGUUGAGGCUAAUAUGUCGAAUAUCGUUUUGAUCUCCUGCUUGAGCAACAUCUACUUUAUAUGCAAUAAGCUGCUGACCAUAUUUACUAAGCUCCAUUACCCCAUCAACUAUGCCUACUACUGGUACAGUUUGCUCUAUUUGCUGAGUCGCACCUGCGCCGUGUUCAUCUGCGCCUCCAAAAUUAACGAAGCUUCGUUGCUGCCUCUGAGGGCCCUUUCCAUGGUGCCAAGUGACCACUGGACCGAAGAGGUGCAGCGCUUCAGCCAUCAGCUGGGCAGUCAGUACAUAGGACUCUCCGGCUUGGGUCUGUUUCAUCUGACGCGCAGGAGUCUCUUUGGUAUGAUGACGACAUUGGUCUACUACGAGUUUAUGCUAUUGCAAUUGGAUGCCAAGAACAACAAGGAUGAUCUAGCCAGUAUAUGUGGGUGAAGGCGCGCUGAUUAGAUAUGAGAUAAAGUUACACAAAACAGAAAAGAAAG